Messenger RNA from Salvelinus namaycush (lake trout), 921 nucleotides. RefSeq names its product zinc finger protein 239-like. The coding region runs from base 1 to 921 and encodes 306 amino acids. The record is from RefSeq and is a predicted model, not a curated record. NCBI's taxonomy places the organism in Eukaryota, Metazoa, Chordata, Actinopteri, Salmoniformes, Salmonidae. Gene Ontology annotation, biological process: regulation of immune system process; regulation of cytokine production; negative regulation of transcription by RNA polymerase II. The transcript has 5 exons.
AUGGCGUCAGGGUUAAGUGGCAUUGCCACUAAGAAUGAGGAGGGCACCACUGGAACUGGCGAGGGCCCAUCGCCUUCUGGAUCAGGAACUCAUCUGAAGUGCGACACGUGGAUCCAGAGAUUCACAACACCAGCUCCGCUAAAAGUUCAUCAGAGAACACACAAAGGAGAGAAGCCUUACUCCUGCUCUGACUGUGGAAAGAGUUUCUCUCAACUGCGUCACCUAAAACAACAUGAACGUAUACACACAGGAGAGAAGCCUUACUCCUGCUCUGACUGUGGGGCGAAUUUCUCUCAACUGGGCCACUUAAAACGUCAUCAAGGUAUACAUAAAGGAGAGAAGCCUUACUCCUGCUCUGACUGUAGAAAGAGUUUCUCCCUCUCGAGCUACCUAAAACAACAUGAACGUAUACACAGAGGAGAGAAGCCUUACUUUUGCUCUGACUGUGGAAAAUGCUUCAUAACAUCAAUUGUUCUAAAAGUUCACCGGAGAACACACACUGGAGAAAGGCCUUACUUCUGCUCUGACUGUGGAAAAGGCUUCACAACAUCAUCUGAGCUAAAAGUUCACCAGAGAACACACACAGGAGAGAAGCCUUACUCUUGCUCUGACUGUGGAAAAGGCUUCACAACAUCAUCUGAGCUAAAAGUUCAUCAGAGAACACACACAGGAGAGAAGCCUUACUCCUGCUCUGACUGUGGAAAGAGUUUCUCUCAACUGCAUCACCUAAAACAACAUGAACGUAUACACACAGGAGAGAAGCCUUACUCCUGCUCUGACUGUGGGGCGAAUUUCUCUCAACUGGUCAACUUAAAAAUUCACCAGAGAACACACACAGGAGAGAAGCCUUACUUCUGCUCUGACUGUGGGGCGAGUUUCUCUCAAUCGGGCCACCUAAAACAACAUGAACGAGGUCUGUAG